CCGCGCACUGGCCCCUCUGAGCAUAGCCUGACGCCGCAGAGACGAGGUGCGCGCGCCGUCUAAAGCCUCCACCACCUUCACCACCACCACCACCACCACCACCGCUCCACCACCACCCCCAGCCACAAGACCAAAAUGGAGAAGUCCACGAGAAGCUGUCUUUUCUUCCUCUUUGUUUCCUCCACCUUCCUCGCCCUGCUCCUGCCACGGGGGUGUGAGGGCGGCCCUGUGUGCGCGUCGCUGAACGAGGUGAUGCCGGAGGAGCUGCCCAACUGCAGACACGGCGUGGUCAUGGACUGGUGCGGCAACGCCAGGUGUGCUAAGGGCCCGGGCCAGACCUGUGGAGGCCGCUGGAACGAGAACGGCUCCUGCGGCAAGGGCAUGUACUGCGUCUGCGGGUACUGCGCCGGCUGCUCCAGGGACCUUGAGUGUGCCCUUGGGAGGUUCUGCUAAGGGCUCGAUCUCGUCCUCCGCCCUGACCUCCACCUCCACCUCGUCCUCGUCUUGCUGAUGCUCCUCGUCCUCGUCUGUUCUCGUCUAUGAUCUCGUUUUCGUCCUUCUUAUGAUCUUGUUUUUGUUGGUUAAUUUUUGUUUUGUUUUUGUUUUCUUGAUCAUGUGCUUUUUGCUGGGGUUUUUUUCUUAAUUUCUUGUUUUUUUUUGUCUUUGUGUUCUUGUUUGUUUGUUUUGCUUCUUGCUUUCUUGUUUAUGUGUUUUUGUUUUUGUCUCGUUUUUCUUCUGGUGUUUUUAUGUCUUGUUUUGUUUCUUUAUUUCUUGUUCCUCGUUCUCCUGGUUUUCUUUUUUUCUUGUUUUGUUUCCUUAUUCCUCGUUCUCGUUCUCGUUCUCUUCCUUACGCACCUCGUCCUCGUCUCUCGGUUAUCCUUUCCUCGUCGUCUUCAUCGUUUUAAUCCUCAUCGUCCUCUUCCUCGUCCUCAACCAAUUCAUGGGUGCUUGGUGGCGCAGCUGUGAACGGUUGAGACUCCUGAUCCAGUGUUCGAGACCCCGUGGCUUCGUCCGUGUCCUUGGUGGUGCUGGUGUUCCUUUGGUCAAGUGUUUGUGUGUUCGUACGUGUCCUUCAUCAGGGUGCUUGGUGGCUCAACGGUACACAUAUGACCCUUGAUCUGGAGGUACGGGGUUCGAUAAUUGCCCUUUCUUAACUUUGGUGGUGCAACUGCAUGACCUUUGACCCCUGAUCCGGUGGUACAGGGUUCGUUUCCUCCUCUUUCUUGACCUCGUUUCCUGAUGGGGCAGCUGUAUGACCUAUGACCCCUUUGGUACAGUGGUCAGGGUGCUCGUUUCUGACCUUUCUUGACCUUUGUGUUCGGUGGUGCAGUGGUGCGACACGUGUUCCGGUGGUCAUGUGUUCGAACCCGUUUUCAUUUGGGUGCUGCUCGGUGGGGGAGGUAACACUCGUUUGUUUUCUGUAACUUGUCUUCUUAUAUAUAAAAAAAAGUGUGGUGUGGUCUCUCUCUCUCUCUCUCUCUCUCUCUCUCUCUCUCUCUCUCUCUCUCUCUCUCUCUCUCUCUCUCUCUCUCUCUCUCUCUCUCUCUCUCUCCUGCGUAGCUCAAGAGGAUUGCCAUAUCAUGUUUUUGUUUUCUUUUUCUUUUUCUUGCUUUUUUCUUCUUCUAUUUCUUGUCUUCUUUGUUUUGGUGAGUUUUUUUUCAUCUUUCUUCGUUUUCUUUCUUUUUCGCUCUUUUUUCUUUAACUUUUUUUUUAGUUUUUCAUUUCCUCUUUUUACUCAUUUUCUUCGUUCUUCUUUUCAUUCUUGUUUAUUGUCUUUAUUUUUUUUCAUCAUUAUUCUUGUUACUGCCAUUGUGUUUCUUGAAUGUCUUUUCCUUCCCUUUCUUUUUUAUAUUCCUUCCUUUAUCUCCUCCUCCUCCUCCUCUUCCUCCUCUUCCUCCUACACAUUCGUCUCUGCUUGUGGUAUUUAUAAGUUUCCUGGUUUCUUUUCUUUCUUUUUUUUCUACUGAUUCUGUGCGUGGGUUUCAUCAAAGUUGUCUUCCAAUUAGUUUUCUUUUUUUCUUCGUGUGUUUCUGAGUCUUCUUGUUUUCCUUCAAAUCCUCUUUUUCCCCACAAACUCUUUUCCUCCUUUCAAAUAUUUUCCUCCCGUAAUGAAUGAAGGAAAAGGAACAAAAAAAAAAUUGAUAUCUCACUUUGAUGCUAACGAUACUCUCUCUCUCUCUCUCUCUCUCUCUCUCUCUCUCUCUCUCUCUCUCUCUCUCUCUCUCUCUCUCUCUCUCUCUCUCUCUCUCUCAAAUAGGUCAAAGUGAAUCAGUUUAAGCCAUUUUGUUUCAUCUCUUUGUAAGGUUAAAAGCAACGUCGUAAUUCAUCUUUCCCCCUCUCCUUUUUCCUCCCUCUCUCCCUCCCUUCCCUCCCUUUCUCCCUCUCCCUCUCUAUCUCCAUCUUCUCCCUCCCCUCCCCUUCCCUCUCACACUCACUUUUUUUUUCUCUCUCUCUCUCUGUCUUUCUUUCCCUUGUUUCUCUUCCCUCCUCCUCCUCCUCCUCCUCCUCCUCCUCCUCUUCCCCCCUUUCCUACAUACUUAAUUCUCACCCCCCACAAUUUAACUUUACCACCCGCAUCUCUCUCUCUCUCUCUCUCUCUCUCUCUCUCUCUCUCUCUCUCUCUCUCUCUCUCUCUCUCUCUCUCGUCACCACGCGAAGAAAUAACAUAAUAUGGUACGGUUUCUUUUUUUCUUCUUUUUUUGUGGAUUUGGCGACACAUAAAUAAAUAAAUAAAUAAAAUGUUUCACUAAAAAGAUAUUACUAUGAUUUGGUUCAACGUUUAGCUCGCGCGCGUGUGUGAAAAUAUAUAAAAAAGGUAAAAAAAAUUAUAUAAGGGUUUCUGAAAAUGUGUGUGAUAGAGUUGGAUGCUAAAUUGGGAAAGCUUGUUAGGAUCGGUUGGAAGCGUCUGUGGGUUUUGUUUUCUUCGUUAUUCUUUUGUUUUGAUUUUCUUGUUUUGCUUUGCGUUUGUGUUCCCGCUUUCCCUGGUCUUUGCUGUGUUGUUCUGCAUUGCGUCUUUCCUCCUCCUCUUCCUCCUCCUCUUCUUCUUCUUAUAUAUAGUUUUAGAGCGGUGUUUUGAGGGAUCUAAGAGUGUUAUUGAAGCCUGUUCUCACGAUGGUCCUUUGGAGAGAGACUGAGAAGGAGAAGAAAGAUUAAAGAAAGAGAGGAAAGAGAGAAAGGAGAAGGAGAAACAGAAGGAGAAAAUAAGAAAGGAGGAGAAGAAAGACCAGAGAAAAAGAAGUUAAGAAGAAAAAGAAAGAUCUGAAGAAGAAGAAAGAAAGAAGAAGGAGAAAAAAAAGACUAGAAGGAGUAGAAAGAAAGAAGAAAAGGAAUAGAAAGAAAAAAAUGAGGAGAAGAAAGACCAGAGAAAGAGAAAAAGAGGUUAGGAAGAAGAAGAAAAUCCGAAGGAGGAGAAAGAAAAAAGGAGAAGGAGAAAAAAAAGCCCAGAAGGAGUAGAAAGGAGAAAGAGGAGAAGAAAAAAAAAGGAGAAGAAAGACCAGAGAAAGGUGAAAAGGGUCAACGCAAUUCUGAUGAAGCUUCACCGGUGACCCGAAACCGUUUCAAAUUAUAUCCGGGGUAAAAAAAUUAAAUAAAAAAAAUUAGACAAAUAAAACGAGAAAAAGACAAAGUGGAAUCCUCUUAAGGUGCGGCGUCACCCUUACUAUUACUAUCAUUAUUAUCAUUACUAUUAUUAUUAUUAUCAUUAUUGUUAUUGUUGUUGUUGUUGCUGUUGUUGUUGUUCUGGCUGCUGCUGCUGCUGCUGCUUUGUGUCGCGCUUUUUGUGAUAAAACUGACUGGUGCUCGCGAGGUCAUGAGGAAGGUAUACGAAAGGCAAUAAUUACAGUGUUAAGAGAGUUUUCAUAAAUAAAUGUUCCGUUUAUA
Molecule: messenger RNA, 3879 nt
Organism: Eriocheir sinensis (Chinese mitten crab)
Lineage: Eukaryota; Metazoa; Arthropoda; Malacostraca; Decapoda; Varunidae
Product: neuroparsin-A-like
Exons: 4
Coding region: 136-453 (105 amino acids)
Source: RefSeq, a predicted model, not a curated record